Messenger RNA from Dichotomopilus funicola, 945 nucleotides. RefSeq lists its product as uncharacterized. The transcript has a single exon. The record is from RefSeq and is a predicted model, not a curated record. Bases 1 to 945 code for a protein of 314 amino acids. Lineage: Eukaryota; Fungi; Ascomycota; Sordariomycetes; Sordariales; Chaetomiaceae.
AUGCCUCAAAAAACCACUCAACGGAAGGGGAAGGCAUCACGCCCGACCCGAGGACCUGCGUCGUCACCAUCUGCCGGCACCGGUCGCACAGCCGCUAAUUCUGCGGAACCCACGACGUCUGCUUCGAAAGGCGAUGAGAGUCUCGAUGAUGACGUUGGCAGCCUCCGGAUGGAGGCCCUGACAUUGACUUCCACAACUGGCACGCAGACUGCCGCCCCAGCAAAAGAGGAAAAGAGCGUCAAGCAGAAGCCAUUCAGGUUCUUGGAUCUGCCACCAGAAUUACGCGCUGAAGUAUAUCUUUGGUACUUUGAGGGAAUAGACCACGUGGAUCUCGACUCCGAUAAUUACAAACGGAUUCACAAAAAGCUGGGAAUCUUCCGGACCUGCCGCAUCAUCCGCCAGGAGGCGCCACAUGCUUUCUACAGCUUCCGCACGUUUCGUAUCUUCCCCACGCAACCAGGCCGACACUUCAAAACCAAGAGACCGCUUCUUGCACGGCUGAAUGAACGUCAGCGUAGACUGCUGACGUCGCUAGAACUGCGCCUCGGCCCGGGCUGGAAUAAACCGCCACGGGGCUGGGUCGUGAACUCGGCAUUGGGGCUCAGCGACUGCGUCAACGUACGCAAGCUGACCGUCUUUGUUGAAUGUGACCCUAGCGAUAAUGCGUUCAAGGGUUUCCGUCAAUACGAUGGGUUUUACGAGAAUUUCUCUCGAAAUUUGCUCGACGAGGUUCUGGGAGCGCUGCCGACUGUUCGCUGUGUUUAUUUUGAUGCGUGGAGCAGCGUCAAGAAAUCAGGAGCCAUGAUGGCGGGCCUGUUAGAUGUUGCCGAAGCACGAGGGAGGACAAUUCGCUGGGGUCCCGAAAGGAACUGGACGGACCAGGACGAGGAGAUUGUUGUUGAAGCACCGUUGAGCGCUGCGCUUAUGUUACUAGGCGGCCUGUGA